AUGUCUAUGAAGAAAUUGCAAACCGAGAUCGACCGUGUGUUGAAAAAAGUGAGCGAGGGCGUCGAGACGUUCGAAUCCAUCUUUGACAAGAUCAACUCCACCACCAAUCCGAGUCAAAAAGACAAGUACGAGCUGGAACUCAAGAAGGAGAUCAAAAAGCUGCAACGUCUACGCGACCAAAUCAAGACAUGGCUGUCAUCAAACGAGAUCAAGGACAAGCGCGCCCUGUUAGAGAAUCGCAAGCUGAUUGAGUCUCAAAUGGAACGGUUCAAGAUGACAGAGAAGGAAAUGAAGACCAAGGCCUAUUCCAAAGAGGGUCUGCUGCUGAAAGAAAAGAUGGAUCCCAAGGAGAAGGAAAAGACAGAGGCGUGCGAUUGGAUCAUAUCAGCAAAGAACGAGCUGGAACGACAAGUGGAGAUGUCCGAGGCACAAGUCGAGACAUUGCAGAGCACAACAAAACGUGGAAAGAAGGAUCAUGCAAAGGCUGAACGUAUCGAUGAAUUGGAACACCAAAUCACACGCCAUAAGCAUCACAUCAACCGGUUAGAACUUCUCCUACGUUUAUUGGAAAAUGAUAGGCUCGCUCCAGAAAGGGUUUUGGAGAUAAGAGAGGAUGUGCAGUAUUACAUUGAAUGCAAUCAGGAACCUGAUUUUCAAGAAGAUGAAUUCAUAUACGAUGAUCUCAAUCUCGAAGAAGAAGAGGAGUUAUAUGGAAUUGUUGCAGAUGAACAUGGUGCCAUUGAGACUCCCAAGGAAGAAGAGAAGCCACUACCAAGGCGGGCAGCCAAAUCAAAAGAGAAAGAAAAGGAGAAAGACAAAGAGGAGAUUGCUUCAAAUGCAUCAUCAACAACUCCACAUACUCCACAUAAGGCUCAAAGCCCAAGAUCAAAAGAACCAUUAUCCACGCCAACAUCGGAAGCCAAAUCCCUCAACACAAGUCCACUCAAAUCACCACCAUCUAUGCCCGUCAGCCGAUCCUUAUCUGAAGUUAUCGUUCCACCACCACCAGCAUCAACCGGUUUGAAGUAUGCACAGGCAGCAGCAGCAGGUGUAUCACAGGAGAAGGGUCAUAAACGAGAUGAGAGCAGCAAAGCAGUCGAGAAUGCAUGGGCAGAACCACCAAAGAUUGGCGAUCAUCCAACACGACAAUCAUCUAUUGGAGACUCUCAACAAUCACGAUCUGGUGAAACGGCAUUAUCACAAUCACUGCUUGCCUCUCAAUAUCCAGCUGCUAAAUCACCCAAACAAGACCAACAACCUGUGGAUAUGCGUUUACCACCAUCCCUUUCCGAUCUUGCACCUUCAUUUGAAGCUAUCCGAUCCAAAGGCACCGACAAACCUGAUAUCAUGCAUAUACAUCAAAUGUUGGAUGCAAGCUUACAACAUGUACCAGAUCUUAUUGAUUCUGAAAGACCCAAAACCUACCAUCCUCGAUCCCCUUAUCCGACACCGAACUACUAUCCUCAGCAGCCACUACCUGUAUUCGACAAUCCUCUUUUGUUUGAAAAGUUGGACAUGCACACUCUCUUCUUCAUCUUCUAUUACCAACAGGGCACCUAUCAGCAGUAUCUCGCAGCAAAAGAGCUGAAACGACAUUCAUGGCGAUUCCACAAAAAGUACUUGACAUGGUUCCAGCGGCUUGAAGAACCCAAGUUCAUUUCGGACGAGUACGAGCAAGGUUCUUAUGUGUACUUUGACUACGAGAGUGCGUGGUGCCAACGUAAAAAGGAAGACUUCAGAUUUGAAUAUCGUUACCUUGAAGAAGCAUAA
Lichtheimia ornata is the source of this 1770-nucleotide messenger RNA. RefSeq lists its product as uncharacterized. Gene Ontology annotation, cellular component: CCR4-NOT core complex; P-body; nucleus. Bases 1 to 1770 code for a protein of 589 amino acids. Gene Ontology annotation, biological process: nuclear-transcribed mRNA poly(A) tail shortening; regulation of DNA-templated transcription. NCBI's taxonomy places the organism in Eukaryota, Fungi, Mucoromycota, Mucoromycetes, Mucorales, Lichtheimiaceae. The record is from RefSeq and is a predicted model, not a curated record. The transcript has 13 exons.